UAAAUUACGAGUAUUUCUUGGUGCAAYUGUAUUUUCUAAAGACGAAGCAACGACACUUUCCMUGUSUGCGUGAAGCGRCGGUUCAAACUCUUCUAGUUAAGUUGGCAAGCAGUGGAUUCUCCAGACAAGUUUGGCAUUUCUCCUCUAAUGAUUGCUGCUCAAAAAGGAUACACAGAGAUUGCACAAACGUUACUGGACAACAAGGCUGAUGUACAUUUUCAGAAUAGCAGUGGCAAGACUGCAUUGAUGAUGGCUUGUUACUCAGGCCAGCUUGAGGUUGUGAAACUUCUGCGAGCACAUGGAGCAUCAUGGGAUAUCAUAGACAAGACAGGUUGUACAUCAUUGCAUUGGGCAGUUGAUGGUGCUAAUCUAGAUGUCUUGCGAUGGAUGCUUGCUGAUGGCUGUAAAGUUGAUGUCAAGGACAACACAUCAG
Molecule: messenger RNA, 433 nt
Organism: Exaiptasia diaphana
Lineage: Eukaryota; Metazoa; Cnidaria; Anthozoa; Actiniaria; Aiptasiidae
Product: fibronectin type 3 and ankyrin repeat domains protein 1
Biological process (GO): regulation of apoptotic process
Cellular component (GO): nucleus
Molecular function (GO): protein binding
Source: RefSeq, a predicted model, not a curated record